Emiliania huxleyi CCMP1516 is the source of this 1076-nucleotide messenger RNA. RefSeq lists its product as hypothetical. Bases 249 to 470 code for a protein of 73 amino acids. NCBI's taxonomy places the organism in Eukaryota, Haptophyta, Isochrysidales, Noelaerhabdaceae. The record is from RefSeq and is a predicted model, not a curated record. The transcript has a single exon.
CGCCUGUCCUCCCUGCCGAAGAGGAGAGCAGACACAGGCGAUUCAAAGGUCGCUGCUCCCUGAGACGGCACAGUCUGGCCGCAGCGACGCGUGCCGCGAGCGAGAGGCUGACUCGGAAGACACAGUCGAGGGCUAAAGACACUGUCGGCAAGCAGUCGGCGGCACUAUCGAGUGGCUAAAGUGGCUGAAGGCCAAAGCCGCUGCUCCAGGGCGUCGAACGCGCGUCGAGCCGCAGCGGCAUCCGACCGAUGGUGAUGCUCGGCGGCGCCGGUGGCGCCUACAGAGACUUCUUCCACCCGGAGAAUGACGACGCCCUCUCGGUGCGAGCACUCUGUGAUCAGACCGCUGAGCUCGGUGCGAUGCUCUAUAGCUCGAUGCUGCGACGCUGCGGCGUACGGUCACCGAUGCUGAUAGCUGAGGCAAGGUACCGAAGCCGAAGUGUCCGGCGCAAAGUUGCGGAUUUGCAGUAGGGCCUGCUUUGUACCACUGCGCGGAGGUUGUACCACUGCCCCUCCGAGCCCUCCGGGCACUCCAUCCCUCAUGACCCCUCCCGAGCCCUCCCGAGCCCUCCAGCGCCACCCUCGUGCCUCUCUGCCCUCCGAGCCCUCCGAGCCCUCCGAGCUCUCCACCCCUCCCGAGCCCCACCCCUCGCGCUAGUGACCCUCUUGCCGGACGACACCCUCCGAGCCCUCCAAGCCCUCCAAGCCCCCCGAGCCCUCCAGACCCCUCCAUCCGCACAGCCCCUCCGGCCCCUCUAGCCCCCUCCGACCCCUCCAGCCCUCUCUAGCCCUCUGGACCCCUCCUACGCCUCGCUUUUGGCCAGCCCUCCAAGCCCCCACCCCUCCUGGGCCCUGCCGCCUGACACCUCUAUCGGUGGAGGGCUUUAGGUCACGGUCCGCACUCCCGCCCUCCUGACCCCUCCACACCCCUACAGCGGCACCCCUACCCCUCCCGCCGUUUUAGGGCCUGCCCACCCGCACUCGAUGGUCGUCGUCGUACGUGUUUCGAGAUCUGCUAUGAGGCUGACACCGGCACCAGCCCCGAGAGCGAGACGCGCGACAGCGGACAGGAGAUCC